Nothoprocta perdicaria is the source of this 3041-nucleotide messenger RNA. RefSeq names its product transportin 3 (gene TNPO3). Gene Ontology annotation, cellular component: cytoplasm; nuclear membrane. Bases 1 to 3012 code for a protein of 1003 amino acids. Gene Ontology annotation, biological process: protein import into nucleus. The record is from RefSeq and is a predicted model, not a curated record. The transcript has 22 exons. NCBI's taxonomy places the organism in Eukaryota, Metazoa, Chordata, Aves, Tinamiformes, Tinamidae.
AUGUCCACCAUCAGAUCUUCAAGUCCACCAUUGGAUCUUCACAUCCUCCACCAGAUCUACACGUGCACCAUAAGAUCUACAUGUCCACCACCAGAUCUUCAUGUCCUCCACCAGGUCUACACAUACACCAUAAGAUCUACACGUCCACCACCAGAUCUUCAUGUCCUCCACCAGGUCUACAUGUUCACCAUAAGAUCUACGUGUCCACCACCAGAUGUACAUGUCCUCUACCCGAUCUACUCGUGCAACCACCAUGUCUACACGUGCUGCCACUGGAUCCACACACCCACCACAUGCGUCACCAUCCCCAUGCAUCCACCAGACCCACAUGUGCAGGGACCACAUGUCCCUACUGUCCUAGUGCACGCGUGGGAGAUCUCGGACCAGCUGCUGCAGAUCCGCCAGGAUGUGGAAUCGUGCUACUUCGCGGCGCAGACCAUGAAGAUGAAGAUUCAGACGUCGUUCUACGAACUCCCCACGGACUCGCACGCCUCGCUGCGCGACUCCCUGCUCUCCCACAUCCAGAACUUGAAGGACCUCUCGCCCGUCAUCGUCACCCAGCUGGCUCUAGCAAUAGCAGACCUUGCCCUGCAAAUGGCCUCUUGGAAAGGCUGCGUACAGACACUGGUUGAAAAGUACAGCAACGAUGUCACCUCGCUGCCCUUCCUGCUGGAGAUCCUCACGGUGCUGCCCGAGGAGGUGCACAGCCGAUCCCUGCGCAUCGGAGCCAACCGCCGCACGGAAAUCAUAGAGGAUCUGGCCUAUUACUCCAGCACAGUCAUCUCCCUACUGAUGACGUGCGUGGAGAAAGCGGGCAACGAUGAGAAGAUGCUCAUCAAAAUCUUCCGGUGCUUGGGGAGCUGGUUCAACCUCGGCGUCCUGGAUAGCACCUUCAUGGCCAACAGCAAGUUACUGUCCCUGCUCUUCGAGGUGCUGCAACAAGACAAGACCUCGUCCAACCUGCACGAGGCGGCCUCGGACUGCGUGUGCUCGGCGCUCUACGCCAUCGAGAACGUGGAGACCAACCUGCCCCUGGCCCUGCAGCUUUUCCAGGGCGUCCUCACCCUCGAGACCGCCUACCACAUGGCCGUGGCCCGCGAGGACUUGGACAAGGUGCUCAACUACUGCCGCGUUUUCACGGAGCUCUGCGAGACCUUCCUGGAUAAGAUCGUGUGCACGCCGGGCCAGGGCCUGGGCGACCUGCGCACGCUGGAGCUGCUGCUCAUCUGCGCCGGCCACCCGCAGUACGAGGUGGUGGAAAUUUCCUUCAACUUCUGGUACCGCCUCGGGGAGCACCUGUACAAGACGGACGACGCCGUCAUCCACAGCAUCUUCAAGGCCUACAUCCAGCGGCUGCUGCACGCGCUGGCCCGCCACUGCCAGCUCGACGCCGACCACGAGGGCGUCCCGGAGGAGACCGACGACUUCGGGGAGUUCCGCAUGCGCGUCUCCGACCUGGUCAAAGACCUCAUCUUCCUGGUGGGAUCGGUGGAGUGUUUCGCUCAGCUUUACGCGACUCUGAAGGACGGGAACCCGCCGUGGGAGGUGACGGAAGCCGUGCUCUUCAUCAUGGCCUCCAUAGCCAAGAGCGUGGACCAGGAGAACAACCCGACGCUGGUGGAGGUGCUGGAAGGAGUGGUGCGGCUGCCCGAGACGGUGCACACGGCCGUGCGCUACACCAGCAUCGAGCUGGUGGGCGAGAUGAGCGAGGUGGUGGACAGGAACCCCCAGUUCCUAGACCCCGUGCUGGGCUACCUGAUGAAGGGGCUGUGCGACCGGCGGCUCGCCUCGGCCGCCGCCAAGGCCAUCCACAACAUCUGCUCCGUGUGCCGCGACCACAUGGCGCAGCACUUCCACGGGCUGCUCGACAUCGCCCGCUCCCUCGACUCCUUCACGCUCUCGCCCGAGGCCGCCGUGGGGCUCCUCAAAGGGACGGCGCUGGUCCUCGCCCGGCUGCCGCUGGAGAAGAUCGCCGAGUGUCUCAGCGAGCUCUGCGCCGUCCAGGUCCUGGCGCUGAAGAAGCUGCUGUCGCAGGAGCCGAGCAACGGGCUCUCCGCGGACCCCACGGUGCCCCUCGACCGCCUCGCCGUCAUCUUCAGACACACGAACCCCAUCGUGGAGAACGGGCAGAUCCACCCGUGCCAAAAAGUGAUCCAGGAGAUCUGGCCCGUGCUCUCGGAGACGCUCAACAAGCACAGCGCCGACAACCGCAUCGUGGAGCGCUGCUGCCGCUGCCUGCGCUUCGCCGUGCGCUGCGUGGGCAAGGGCUCGGCCGCGCUGCUGCAGCCGCUCGUCACGCAGAUGGUGAGCGUGUACCGGGCGCACCAGCACUCCUGCUUCCUCUACCUGGGCAGCAUCCUGGUGGACGAGUACGGCAUGGAGGGCGGCUGCCGGCAGGGCCUGCUCGACAUGCUGCAGGCUCUCUGCAUCCCCACCUUCCAGCUGCUGGAGCAGCCCAGCGGCCUCCAGAACCACCCCGACACCGUCGACGACCUCUUCCGCCUGGCGACCAGGUUCAUCCAGCGCAGCCCCGUGACGCUGCUGCGCAGCCAGGUGAUGAUCCCCAUCCUGCAAUGGGCCAUCGCGGCCACCACGCUCGACCACCGCGACGCCAACUGCAGCGUCAUGAAGUUCCUGCGCGACCUCAUCCACACCGGCGUGGCCAACGACCACGAGGAGGACUUCGAGGUGCGCAAGGAGCUCAUCGGGCAGGUGAUGAACCAGCUGGGGCAGCAGCUCGUGAGCCAGCUGCUGCACACGUGCUGCUUCUGCCUGCCGCCCUACACGCUGCCCGACGUGGCCGAGGUGCUCUGGGAGAUCAUGCAGAUCGACCGGCCGACCUUCUGCCGCUGGCUGGAGAACUCGCUCAAGGGGCUGCCCAAGGAGACCACGGGCGGCGCCAUCCAGGUGACGCACAAGCAGCUCACGGACUUCCACAAGCAGGUCACGAGCGCCGAGGAGUGCAAGCAGGUGUGCUGGGCGCUGCGCGACUUCACCCGCCUCUUCCGAUAGUGGGGCGCCAGGUAAGAGCCCGCGCGGCG